AUGGUUCGUUCGAUCGUGUUGUUGCUACUUCUCGUAGCUCUUGUCUCGGCUUCGUACUCUCGUUUCGGAAGCAACAAAGCUGCAAAGCCAGAAGAGUCGCAUCCAAGCAUCAAUGACCAAAUCAUGCAAGGCUCGCACAUUCGUUAUUAUGGUCGAUUCAGGGACGGCUCGGACGACGUGCUGAAUCGCUAUUUUAAUCGACUGUAA
Caenorhabditis remanei is the source of this 207-nucleotide messenger RNA. RefSeq lists its product as uncharacterized. Bases 1 to 207 code for a protein of 68 amino acids. The record is from RefSeq and is a predicted model, not a curated record. The transcript is spliced from 3 exons. Lineage: Eukaryota; Metazoa; Nematoda; Chromadorea; Rhabditida; Rhabditidae.